AGUCAUAUGUGUUUGUAAGCAGCAAAUCCUUAUUUGUUCAUCUUUCUUGUAUUAAUAUAUUUACUAUUGUUUAUCAUUAGCUUGCAGACAUCAUAUAUAUACAUCUGCAAUAAAUAUGUAUUCUGCAAUAAUUGCAACCUUAGCAGUUUUUUUGUGGCAAAUAAUUUUGCGACUGCACGUGGAAGCCAGUUAGGAUGCAAUGUAAAGGAGCCAAAGAACGAUAUUGAUUGGUCCAAGAUGCCACCUAGAUGGUAUUUGACGAUUCAUACACCUGAUGAAGUUUUUUCAAACGUUGUAGCUUGCCAAGUAAUAGAAAAUAUCACGAAUCCUGAGCCGCAUGGAUUUCGGCUCUACAUCAAGAAUUACUACUUAUCCGGAGCUGAUCCACGAAGAUUUACGUUUCAUGCUGAAAAACAAGAUGGUUCCUCUAUUUAUCAUGGAGCAGGAGAAAAAGGGGCGAUUGAAGCCGAUUCCGAAAUAACUCCAACAGAUUAUAACUUGGAAGCUGUUAUUGAGGCAACAAAAACAGGAAUGGGCAAAGAAGAACUUACAGUGGCCACAGAUUAUUCCACUUAUAUGAUCCUCGUGCUGUGUGACGCAGAAGACGAUGAAAAAGUUGUUCUUGUUUACACUUCGACUGAAAGUACAUCAGUGGAAGAAGUUUUACAAGUUGGAAAUGCGCUGAGCGAAAUUCAAGCAGCUACCCAACUGCAGUUGUCGGAAUGCCCCGAUGUUGACUUCAGCAAAUAGAAAAAUAAACGAUUUCUAAAUUUUUAGUUCGUGCGGCGCUAACUUGUCAGGAAAAAAUUCACGACGCACUUACUAAAAAUUAGUGCCUUCAAAUAAAACUCAAUUUUAUGACUGAUAAUGUGUACUUUUGACUUUUUGAAGUUUGUUAACAUGUAAGCCUAAAGAAUAAAGACAAAGAGUGAACUCUUCU
Molecule: messenger RNA, 940 nt
Organism: Styela clava
Lineage: Eukaryota; Metazoa; Chordata; Ascidiacea; Stolidobranchia; Styelidae
Source: RefSeq, a predicted model, not a curated record